Molecule: messenger RNA, 2288 nt
Organism: Triplophysa rosa
Lineage: Eukaryota; Metazoa; Chordata; Actinopteri; Cypriniformes; Nemacheilidae
Product: type-4 ice-structuring protein LS-12-like
Exons: 3
Coding region: 611-1000 (129 amino acids)
Biological process (GO): lipoprotein metabolic process; lipid transport
Cellular component (GO): extracellular region
Molecular function (GO): lipid binding
Source: RefSeq, a predicted model, not a curated record
AAAGAGAGAAAACACAAAUACAGACUAAUCCUGAAUUUCAAGACCCCAGUUUUGAAAACCCUGCUUUGCAAUAACCAGCAAGAGCAUAGGCUACUAAUGAGUACUUUAAGAGUGAAAAAUAUAUUUAUUUAGUCAUAGCUUGUCAACAGAGGGCAGUGUAAAUGAACAAACAUGGUUUUCAGAUACCUUCUGCAUGCAUAGAAGACAUUUAUAAAUUAAAACAGUCAUCAGGUGAUAGAAACACACUCCGAAAAUGCACCAAUUAAGCACAAAAUGUGAUUAUUUGUGAACUCGGAGUUGAUCACUUCAGUGUUGAUCACAGGUAAAGCCUAAAGGUUCAAUGUGUAUAGAUGAUUUCAUCAACACAGGCCACCCUUUGAACGGAUGAAAUCAUCAACGUGCAGCACUAUAUAAAAGCUUAAGGAUCCUUGGAGCGAGAAGCAUCUUCAGCUCUGGACUUCAGGUAAGCCUAUAGAUACACUUUCUACAGUCACUGUGAUUUGUUUGUUAACAGGAAGACUUGUUUUGAAAUGUUAAAAAUGUUUUUAGUGUAAAAUGCAUUAUAAAAUCAUCUCUGUCUACCCAGGCAAGUCUCGCCCAGUUUGUAACCAUGACAUUCUCCCUCAUCGCCGUCCUUGUUGUUGCUCUGGCCAUUGGUUCUGAGUCAAUAUCUCUGGUCAAAAGAGAGGCUCCCGCUGAGCUCGAGAAGAUCGCCAAGUACUUCCAAGACCUCGUGGACAAUCUGAAGAAUGUCGAGGGCCCUGAGAUGGCCAACAAAGCCAAGGCUUACUUUGAGGAGAGCACAGCCCAGUUCCAGCCCAUGGUUGAGAAGCUCCAGGAGCAGCUGAAGCCUCUUUCCAACAUUGAAGAGCACAUCAGGCCACUGGCCGCCUCCGUCCAGGCUCAGGUCGCCCCUCUGAGUGACAUGGUCCAGACCCAAGUUGAAGACAUGAUCAAGUUUAUGGCUGAGAAGACCAAAGCCAUCCUGCCCCUCAAAUAAACAGGAAUGAGCGUCUUUACUUCCUUUACAUUCCUUUUUGACACAUUUUGUUUAUAUGUAUGUUUGAAAUAAUAAAAGGGGUUGAAAGUUGACAUCUUUGUCUUCGUGUUGUGGUUUACUUAUUCAGUUAGAAAAGUGACAUUUAGACCGCAGAUAUGUCAUCAGGCAGCACAUGGACGCUUUACUGCAAAAUCUGAAAUCGUGUGGCUUUACUUGAAGAGGAAUUAAAGAUUUUCUGUCCAUUUCUUGUCUGCUUUAACAGAACACAUUCAGACCUUACUGCUGAAAAAUUACAAAGAAUAAAAACAGAGAAAUGAGGAAAGUAUUUAAAGAAAAAAAUGACAUUUUUACUGUAUUAACAUACAUACUUUAAAAACAGUAACACAAAAAAGAACAGAGAAACAUAAAGGUGCAAGUACGCAAACAGACAUUCACAUCUAUUUUUGAAAUAACCACGAAAGCAAAUCAUGACCACACUUAUUUCACACAAAAUCCAAAGGAUCUGCAUCAGUCAUUUAGUUUGGCAGCAGAGGGCAGUGUAAAUAAACAUCAUUUUCUGUGCGCAAUGAAGAUUUUCAUCUCACAGCUCUGAGGUAGACUAUGAUUUGUUGCUUCUUUUGACAACAAAAACAACAAAAUCACUAGUCUUCCACACGGCAAUGGACAUCAUCUUGAAAUAACCAUUUUAGAAGAUGAUGACUUGAGUUUUAAGCCAUAAACAUUGUUCACUUACUAAAAUAGAACUGCAUUAACAGAUCAGAGCUUACAAAACUUAUUUCAUAAAAUGAGUUCAUGUUAAGGGUUUCAGGAUUUAGAUUUUAUUUGUACAUUAGUUAGUAUGGCCUGCUCUCACCAGACAGUGUGCACAAAACAACUUGUUUUAUAAAUAUGUUUUGUCAGAAUUUCUCUGAAGAUGCCACAAAAAUGUGAUUUCUGUCAGCUCACAUCAUCAGGACCAUGCAUUUUCUCAUCUGAAGGUCACGCUGUCGUGAAGGACAAACUGUGAGUCCAUAGUGACCUUCUCCUUGUACAGCGAGAUAAAUAAAUGAGCUUUCUUUAAAAAAAAAAAAGCUUUUCAAGAAUGUCAGUUUUCACAUUUAUGCAUUUACACUAUCUGUCUUUUGUGUCUUUAACCAUUUUAAUUUGUACAAUUUCCGCACUAAAGAUUAAGAUUUUAUCAAAUAUAAAACAUAAAAUACUUUUUAAAUGUGUUUUUACAAUAAUUGAUAUAAAAGAUAAAAUAUUUUUUCCCUUGUCAAUGUAGUCCACUAUUAGACUACAUCCAAAA